Lathyrus sativus (Indian pea) is the source of this 1176-nucleotide messenger RNA. The record is from the annotation of a GenBank genome assembly. NCBI's taxonomy places the organism in Eukaryota, Viridiplantae, Streptophyta, Magnoliopsida, Fabales, Fabaceae.
AUGAAUUGCUUUUCAUGCUGCAAUUCAGAUGUUGAAAACAAGUCUUAUAAGAAAGAACGUUCCAAAUAUGUUUCCAAAGGAAGGAGGACAUUCAAAUCAUUGGCAGCUGCUAUGUCACUCAAAACAGGUAGCAGCAGACAUAGACAAAUUACUGCAGAGAUAUUAAAAUAUGGAACCGCGCAAAAUGAUGUUAAAGUAUUAACGUAUGAAGAAGUCGCUGAUGCGACAAACAACUUCAGUACGGAUUGUCUUAUCGGAGAGGGUGGAUUUGGGAAUGUUUAUAAAGGAUACAUAAAGAGCCUUGAACAGACUGUAGCUGUGAAGAAAUUGAAUAGGGAUGGGAAUCAAGGAACAAGAGAAUUUUUCGCCGAGGUUUUGAUGUUGAGUAUGGUGAAACAUCCAAACCUUGUGAGGCUUGUUGGUUAUUGUGUUGAUGAUGAUCAAAGGAUUUUGGCUUAUGAGCAUAUGGCUAAUGGAAGCUUGGAAAAUCACCUUCUAGAUAUAGGUGAUAAGGAACCGUUGGAUUGGCAAACAAGGAUGAAAAUUGCUGAUGGAGCGGCGAGAGGACUUGAGUACCUGCAUAAUUCUGCAGAUCCGCCGAUUAUUUUCCGCGAUUUUAAAUCGUCUAAUAUACUAUUAGAUGAAAAUUUUAAUCCAAAGCUUUCUGAUUUUGGUCUUGCUAAGAUUGCUCCAACAGAGGGUGAGGGCUUGGUCUCCACUCGGGUUAUGGGGACUUACGGUUAUUGCGCACCGGAGUAUGCUGCUUCGGGUCAAUUAUCCUCAAAAUCAGAUAUCUAUAGUUUUGGCGUUGUGUUUUUGGAAAUUAUCUCGGGUAGACGAGUUAUUGACCCUGCAAGAUCUGCAGAAGAACAAAACUUAAUCGAUUGGGCACAACCUUUGUUUAACGACCGAACAAAGUUCACGUUAAUGGCCGAUCCUUUGCUCAAAGGCCAGUUUCCGGUGAAGGGACUAUUUCAAGCUCUAGCAGUGGCAGCAAUGUGUCUACAAGAAGAAGCCGAUACGCGGCCUUACAUGGACGAUGUGAUAACGGCUCUUACACAUCUAGCCGUUCACAAGACUGACGAAAAAGACAUCGCGGGUGAAUCUCUAAAAAGUGCUGGACAUGUUGAAUCUUUCAGAGCUCCGAAUUCACUUGGAUCUGAAAGGGCACAUUGA